AUGGCGAGGAAACGAAAAGACGACGUUGCGCCCGCUAUGUAUCGUCACUUUCUGUCAAUUGUUUUAAUAAUGUUCGCAUUGGUGGCAAUAUACAUAAUGCUAUUGUACAGUGAACAGAGACAUUGUAUCAAACUGGACAAAGGAAUGAGACAAUUGGUUGUGUAUGCGAGGAGAAUAUUAGACCAGUAUAGCCAAGAAGAAUGGGUUAAGGAACUACAACAUGGUGAUAUUGACUUGGAUGACACGCAGGUAAAAUCUGCAAUUGACAGACUUGUGUUAAGUUUUCGGAAAUACACUGCAAGAAAAGAAGGAAGUGAGACUGUUGCGGAAUCGCGCAGUAGCCUGACUGAGCAGAAUGAGUUUGAUUUAAGUGUUUUUCUAAAAGAAUAUGAUAAAACCUUCAAUAACUAUUAUUUGAUGACGUCACAUAAUCCAUACGGAGUUAAUUUCAGUGGAACGAUUUAUAAUGAGUCUCGCGACAGUCAAGAUCUUCUGUGUGAUUUGAAACGUCGAGCUAAGUACGACGUGCUCAAGAGAGAUACCACACCUUUCAAAGAAAUUGGAAUUAGCAAAUAUUUCCCUGAAAUAUCUUUAUAUGAAAAGUUUAAAGGAUUUGAAUCGUGUGCCAUCGUUGCUAGUGCAGCAUAUUUUAAGAAUGCCACACUUGGGAAAGAAAUAGACUCCCAUGAUGCAGUUCUGCGGUUUAACGAUGCACCGACGGAGGGAUUUGAAGAAAAUGUUGGAAGAAAGACCACUAUUCGUCUUAUGAAUACUUUAAUAUUCGAGGAAGAAAGAUUUGGCUUCGAGACAAAGGAUAUUUUUCGAAACAUAACUUUACUGGUGUGGAAGUCUGGGCCUUAUAAUGGCAACUUAUAUCGGUUUUACUCUCUUUAUAAAGACAGCAAGCCGUUUUUUGACAAAUACAUACAAUGGAGAGAGGCUCACCCAUGGGAAUCAUUUUACAUCAUGGAUCCAACACCAAUAUGGCGAACAUGGGACAUCAUUCAAGAGAAUACACCAAAUAUAACUAUCAGAAAAACAUUGCCUAGCUCAGGCAUUAUGGGAAUAUCUCUGAUGCAGAGAAUGUGCGAUACUGUCAACGUGUAUGGAUAUCUCAUUCCAAACGGUGAUCCGCCACUAUGUCACUACUAUGAUGGGAUGUGUUCUAAAGCCACCUGGCAUCCUGUAGAAUAUGAGAAAAAAUUAGUUCGUCAUAUAAAUUUUGGUAGUACGGACGACAUCUUGAAACAUGGGCGUAUGACUGUACCUGGAUUUAGAACAUUUCACUGUGACUGA
Molecule: messenger RNA, 1296 nt
Organism: Saccoglossus kowalevskii
Lineage: Eukaryota; Metazoa; Hemichordata; Enteropneusta; Harrimaniidae
Product: beta-galactoside alpha-2,6-sialyltransferase 1
Biological process (GO): sialylation
Cellular component (GO): Golgi apparatus
Molecular function (GO): beta-galactoside alpha-2,6-sialyltransferase activity
Source: RefSeq, a predicted model, not a curated record